UCCACGGGAGCAAAACAAAAUAAACACCAGCGAUCAAGCUUUCAGCGGUUGGAGCGCUGUGGGCGUGACGGAAUCACUCUGAGGUGAUUUUCUAGGCACAUUGAAGCAAAUGCUGGGGAAUCCACAGGAGUUGAAAGAAGGCCGUGUUAGAUAGAUUGAUAGAGUGUGAUUGAAGGCAGGAGCACGGCAAGGUUGGCUUCCAGGUGCUGUACAUCAGCAGCACAGAUGGGAUUGUUCGUGGGCGUGGACGUGGGCACGGGCAGCGUGCGGGCGGCGCUGUUUGCCAGUGAUGGCCAGCUGCUGGCCACGGCCACCGAGGCCAUCACGCUGUGGAACCCCCAGCCCGACCUGUACCAGCAGGACUCAGAGGCCAUCUGGCACAGCUGCUGCCAAUGUGUGCAGAGGGUGCUGUCGAGCAGCGGGGUCGACCCGGCGGCCGUGGCCGGGAUCGGGUUUGACGCCACGUGCUCGCUGGUCGUGCUGGACGCAGCACUCAGCCCGCUCUCAGUCAGUCCCACCGGUGAGCCGAACCAGAACGUGAUCGUGUGGAUGGACCACCGGGCCGUCAAGGAGGCGGAGCACAUCAACCGGCUAGGACACGCCGUGUUAGACGGCGUCGGCGGCACCAUUUCGCCCGAGAUGCAGACGCCGAAGCUACUCUGGCUAAAGAAGCACAUGCCGGACACGUGCUGGAAGAAGGCCGGUAUGUUCAUGGACCUGCCAGACUUCCUGACGUGGAAGGCGACGGGCUCCACGACCAGGUCACUCUGCACGUUGGUAUGUAAGUGGACGUAUCAAGCGGACGGUGUGGAGGCCGGAUGGAGCAAGUCCUACUUUGAGCAGAUCGGUCUCGGUGACCUGGCGGAGGAGGGGUGGAAGCGGAUAGGGACGGAGGUGGCGGCACCCGGCUCGCCGCUGGGCAGUGGCGUCAGCGCUGAGGCGGCCGCCCAGCUGGGCGUGCCGGCCGGUACGCCGGUCGCAGCGGCGCUCAUUGACGCGCACGCCGGCGGACUGGGUCUGGUGGCCUGCCAAGACCACGUCACAGACCCUUGCAACAGGCUAGGCAUCAUCUGCGGCACGUCCUCCUGCUUCAUGGCGGUCAGUCGGCAGCCUUGUCACGUGCCUGGUGUGUGGGGCCCCUACUGGAGUGCCAUGCUGCCGGACCUCUGGCUCAGCGAGGGAGGCCAGAGCGCCUCCGGCAAACUGCUCGAGGCGCUGCUAGAGGCGCACCCGGCCGGCCGUGCUGCGCGCCCCUCCGACAGGUGCAUUCAGGACGAGCUGGAGGAGACCCUGGUGAAAAUGGCGGCGGAGGAGGGCGCGAAUGACGUGGCCCUGCUGGCGAGUGACCUACACGUGUACCCGGACUACCAUGGCAACCGGUCCCCGUACGCCGACCCGACGCUGAGGGGCAUGGUGAGCGGCGUGACGCUGGACGCCGGCCUGAGCAGCCUGGCGCGACACUACCUGGCCACCAUCCAGGCCAUCUGUUACGGCUCGCGCUGUAUCGUGGAGGCGCUGACGUCUGGUGGUCACCGGAUCUCGUCGGUGUUCGUGUGCGGCGGCAUCACGAAGUCGGCGCUCUUCGUACAGACGCUGGCCGAUGUGCUCGGCGUGCCGGUAAUCUGUCCGGACCAGCCGGAGGCGGUGCUGCUGGGCGCGGCCAUGCUGGGCGCCGUCGCCUCCGGGCUGACCCUGGACGAAGUCAGGGCGCAAAUGGGCGGCCCGGGCCGGCGCGUGGCGGCGCGACCUCAGCUCGCCAGAUUCCAUGAAGGCAAGUACAAAGUGAUGCAGAUGAUGCGCCAACAUCAACUGUCCUACAGGAGUAUGAUGGAAGACGCCGUUGCUGUCACUGCUGAUUAAGUUGACGCCAUGCUGCGACGUCAACAGGGAUAUGCGAUAUCAUGGUAGCCUGGGUCUAGACUAUUCAACUGGAUAACGUGUUAAAGGAUGCGGGCUCCUCAUUUUUGUACGGUUGUUUACUCAGUGCAGUAAUAUUUUAUACAUGUGCGUAUGGUUGCUUCCGAAGCCGUACAAUGGCCAAUCUCUUGGAAUGCGUUCUGAGUUUGACUGGAGUAUUGCCCACCGCUGCACCAGGCGGUGUGGGAGACGGGGGGAGAUGUGACUGCGGUGUGGUGUGGCCUGGGUUUGUACUAACAAUAUCAAAGCGGGUAAUAUACUGCGGAUCA
This is a messenger RNA of Pollicipes pollicipes, 2186 nucleotides long. Its product is annotated as FGGY carbohydrate kinase domain-containing protein. Gene Ontology annotation, cellular component: cytoplasm. The transcript is spliced from 12 exons. Gene Ontology annotation, molecular function: D-ribulokinase activity. Gene Ontology annotation, biological process: pentose metabolic process; carbohydrate phosphorylation. The coding region runs from base 226 to 1860 and encodes 544 amino acids. NCBI's taxonomy places the organism in Eukaryota, Metazoa, Arthropoda, Thecostraca, Pollicipedomorpha, Pollicipedidae. The record is from RefSeq and is a predicted model, not a curated record.